AGCGACGGAAUAUAAAGAAAGAGAACUUCAGCUCAUGCCCUAGUUAAUCUCUCCGUCAUCCGCUUUCUAGCCGCGCGUUUCACUUCAUCCUUUUCGAUUGAGUUUGAGAAUGCGCAUCGUCAUUCGUCAUUGUACGAAUAUUCUAAUUCUUCAUUGCUUAAUCAACAUAUUUCCAAAUUUAGUAAUUAAACCUGAAGUCCGAAUGUGUCCCAAAUGCGGAGAGGGAGAGAGAAUGACGAAGUCGGGAGUAGAAGCAAAGGAAUCGAUGAUUGACGUUCUCCCACCCCCGUUUCCUUUCGGAAGGAAUAUUUCCCUUAUGUUUGUGAUAACGAGAGUUUGCCGAGAUAACCCGGUGAUGAAAGUGUUUCUUCAGAAAGUUAGAUGUUGGCAUUACAUUGCAUCAUGGCAGGCCAGCAUUACUGCCUGCGCUGGAAUAAUUAUCAAUCCAAUAUGACAUCGGUGUUCCAUCAACUUCUACGCAAUGAGGCGUUUGUUGAUGUUACUUUAGCAUGCAAUGACUCAUCCCUCAAGGCACAUAAGGUUGUGUUGUCUGCAUGUUCGUCGUACUUUCAGAAGCUGCUCCUAGAAAAUCCAUGCAAACAUCCAACAAUAAUUAUGCCACAGGAUGUAUGCUUUAGUGAUUUGAAGUUCAUUAUUGAGUUCGUUUAUCGUGGAGAGAUCGACGUGUCUCAAGCUGAAUUACAGUCACUGCUGAAAACUGCCGACCAGCUGAAGAUCAAGGGCUUGUGUGAGGUGCCUGAAGGAAGGGAAGGGAAUGCUGGUUGUGGAGCUGCUGAAGUAACGCCGCUUCCUAUCUUAUCACGGCGUUCAUUCACGAAGCUACGCCGGUUAUCUGGUACCAAACGCCAGCGCGGGCCAGACAUGGUGCGAAGAGCAAUCUUUAAAGAAUGUGACCAUAAUCACCACCUCCAACAGCAGCAGCAGUUGCAACCACAGCCUUUGUCAAGUGUUGGUACUCCCACUGGGACAUCUGUUCUUGAUCUUGGUGUAACAGAGCUGUCUGCUCGUCCAGAAGGCCAUGUUCCCGAAUGUGUCACCGUGGCAACGUCGACUGAAGAUGAUAGUCCUGAAGUGCCAGUUGUAGUACUGGAAAGUAAAGUGCCCCAGCAUCAGGUGUUAUGUGUUUCAUGGCAGUUGGGGAAUGGGGCUGUGCCGACAGCGGGGGUGAUGGCGCCCCACGGGGGGCUCUCGCAGCCACCACAGAUCGUAAUGGAAGGGACAAGCCACAGUUCCAGCAACGCAACAGAUGUGGACAUCCCCCCUGAGGCCCAGCCCCCCGCUCCGGCAGCCACACUAGUCAAAGACAUGGAUAUGAGCGAGUGCUCAGCCCAUGACAGAACCAGAGACUUAACAGACGUUUCUGUUGCAGAUACAUCAGAAGGUGCUAGAGAUGAGGAGAAUGUAAAGGUCAAGUUUGAGACAUUGCGAGCAAUGGAGCAAGCAGAAACAAUUGAUAUUGACAGUCACAUGUCUGAUAGGAGUCCCACCUACCAGAACCUCAAUGGUUCUGGUCUAUUGCAGCAAAGUGUGGGUGAAGAUGAACACACAAUGCACACCAUGAUGAUAACACCGGAACUCCUGGGGCUUAUACCAUCGUCAUCAGGUCAUUCAGAUGUGAGCAGUGAUGCUGGGAAAGGUGGACCAAAGACAUGGUCUCAAGAGGACAUGGAACAGGCUCUGGAUGCCCUGCGGAACCACAACAUGAGUUUAACUAAGGCGUCCGCAACUUACGGUAUUCCUUCCACCACGCUGUGGCAGCGAGCCCAUCGUAUGGGCAUUGACACACCCAAAAAGGAAGGCCCCACAAAAUCGUGGACAGAAGAAAAUCUUAACAAUGCACUGGAAGCGUUACGAACUGGAACAAUUUCUGCCAACAAAGCUAGUAAAGCGUAUGGUAUACCAAGCAGCACCCUGUACAAGAUAGCCCGUCGUGAGGGAAUCCGUUUAGCUGCACCGUUCAACGCAGCACCUACUACCUGGAGUCCAGAUGACCUGGAACGAGCUUUAGAAUCCAUCCGUUCAGGGGCCACAUCAGUCCAGAGAGCAUCAACAGAGUUUGGUAUCCCAACUGGAACAUUAUAUGGCCGUUGCAAGAGAGAAGGCAUAGAGCUGUCACGUUCAAAUCCAACUCCGUGGUCAGAAGACGCCAUGGGAGAGGCCCUGGAAGCUGUUCGUGUUGGACAUAUGAGUAUUAACCAAGCAGCCAUCCAUUAUAAUUUACCUUAUUCAUCUUUGUAUGGACGAUUCAAGAGAGGUAAGUAUGAAGCCGAAGGACACCAUCCAGAUGACGGGCCUUCUCCUCCACCUCCACCACCACCUCAAGUGAUGGUGGUACCAUACCAGCAGUCACCUCAACAGCAGCAGCAGCCGCCCCCACACAAUCAGCACCUCCCGCAGCAACCUCCACAACAUCAUUCACCUCAGCAGCACCCUAUGUACCAGCAACACAGCAAUAGUUGAGGGGUGCACAUAUGUGAUGAAGGUAAAUCGCCUCCUGCCUACCUUCUUCCAUCUUAGCUUCCAGAACGACAACAUACGCAUCUCAUCCCAGCGUGUGUCAGCUUGGUUGUUGGUGCACAGCUGAACUCAGAGUUGCAGGCUGUAGUGUGUUGUGUUGUGUCCUUGUGGAGACACUAACUGUUGGUUGGUAUGUACGAUUACCAGUAGUAUGCACAGAGUAAGUGUCAGCCAACUCAAGCAUCAGGAAGGGUUUGCUGUAAUCCAUGACUUUUUGUUCUUUACUUUUUUCUUCCCGGGGCACGCGGUAGCAUCGUUGGUUGAGGGUCUAUGCUACAAGCCCAGAAGGUUGCG
Molecule: messenger RNA, 2832 nt
Organism: Cryptotermes secundus
Lineage: Eukaryota; Metazoa; Arthropoda; Insecta; Blattodea; Kalotermitidae
Gene: psq
Product: protein bric-a-brac 2
Exons: 9
Coding region: 382-2481 (699 amino acids)
Biological process (GO): regulation of transcription by RNA polymerase II
Cellular component (GO): nucleus
Molecular function (GO): DNA binding; protein binding
Source: RefSeq, a predicted model, not a curated record